AUGCGCGAGAACUACGUCGUUCAGUCCAAGCUAGACCCCGAUACCGCCAACCUCCCCCAAGACGUCCUCACCAUCCUCGGGCCCCUCGCGUCCCCGUUUGCGCGUCUGACCCUCCAGCGCCUGACGUAUACUUACGAGGCAGCCCUAACACAGUUCCCCAACUCGUUCAAGCUGUGGAAGUCGUAUUUGAACAUUCGCGUAUCGUUCGUUCUGGGAAAGCCGGUGGUGAAGAAGCGCGCAGGAGGGAAGAAGAAGUUCCCUGAGAUGAAGGAGGCGUUGGAGGAAGGAUCAGAGGAGUUGCCGGAGUGGGAGACGCCUUUGGACCCCAUUGUAGGCUGGGAGGAGUGGAGAGCGUUGAUUGCCACGUUCGAACGCGCUCUCAUGUGGCUACCGAAGCUCCCUCGUCUUUGGUUUAUGUAUUUUUCAAUAUUCUUCCAUCCCCGGUGUCCCUCUGUUCUCUCUGUUACGCACGGGCGCCGAACCUUCGAUCGCGCUCUACGAACGCUACCACCAUCGUUGCACGCUCGCGUAUGGAGCCAAUACCUUCUAUGGGCCGAGCGAAAAGGAGGAGAAACGAUGGUAUCUGUCUAUCGACGGUAUCUCGCAGUUGACCCUAGCAUCACGGAGCGCUUCACUGCCCUGUUGCUCUCUCCCACAUCUUCCGCCCCUCGCCCUCUAGAAGCCGCAAAAUUGCUUCUUUCACUUGCAGGAAAAGCAGCUAGAGGAGCAUACACAAGUCCUGAGGGGAAGAGCCCUUACCAACUACUGGAAGAUUGGAUCGAAGUGGUCGAAAAAUAUCCUGAGGAAGUCGGUUUGGGCGUUGAGGACACCGUCGAAUCAAACGACGUCAUUACCAAAGCUGAGGAAGAGGAAGAGGCAGAAAAGGCUCGCCUAUCCCAGUCAGAACCUGCGUCGAUGACCGGACCAUUAAUCAGGAUGGGUGGGCCUGCUGUUACUGUCACAGCAAACGAAAAGCAAAUGGGCGCGUACGACGAAGACGAAGACCCUUCAAGCACCCGAAAACUGAACGUCGAAAAUAUCAUCCACAAAGACGGUCUUGCUGUGUAUAAAGACCAAGCAGGCCGGUUGUGGACGGGGCUGGCGACCUACUGGAUCAAGCGGGGCGAGUUCGACCGCGCAAAGGACGUCUUCGAGGAGGGGAUGAAGUCGGUGCUGACCGUCCGCGACUUCACACAGAUCUUCGACGCGUACGCGGAGUUUGGUGAAUCUCUGAUCAGCGCCUUGAUGGAGGGUCUAGAAGAUGAGGAGGAUGAAGAGGACGCUGCUGAGACGGAGAAGGAGGUUGACGUACGGAUGAAGGAGUUCGAAGCGCUGACAGAUAGACGGCCGUUCUUGAUGAACGAUGUGCUGAUUCGAAGAAACCCAAACGAUGUCCAAGAGUGGGAGAAACGAGUCGCUCUAUGGGGCGAAGAUGAUGACCAGGUCGCCAAAACGUAUACGAAAGCUCUGGAAACCAUCAACCCUCGAAAGGCCACGGCCAACUUGCAUAGACUCUACGUCAAUUUUGCCAAAUUCUACGAAGAAGGCGGUGUUGCAGGCGAAGCUGAGCCUGAUCUCAACAAUGCUCGAAAGAUUCUGGAGAAGGGGACAAAGGUCAAUUUCAAGGCGGUGGAAGAUCUUGCUGAAGUUUGGUGUGAAUGGUCAGAGUUGGAACUUAGGCAUGAAAACUACGAUGAGGCCAUCCGGGUGAUGCAAAGGGCGACUGCUGUUCCUAGAAACACCAAAAUUAACUAUCACGACCACUCACUGUCUGCGCAAGCCCGCUUGUUCAAGUCACUGAAGCUGUGGUCGUUUUACGUGGACCUCGAAGAAUCAAUCGGCACUGUUGAAUCGACGAAGGCAGUCUACGACAAGAUCCUGGAACUCCGGAUUGCCAACGCACAGAUCAUCGUCAACUAUGCUGCAUUCCUCGAGGAGAACAGCUACUUCGAAGAAAGCUUUAAGGCAUAUGAACGGGGUGUUGAACUCUUCACAUACCCUGUUUCCUUCGAGAUCUGGAACAUCUAUCUGUCCAAGUUCGUGAAACGAUAUGGUGGGUCCAAGUUAGAGCGCGCAAGGGACCUGUUCGAACAAGCUCUUGAGAAGUGUCCCCCAAAGUCGUGUAAGCCGCUCUUCCUCAUGUAUGCCCAGUUGGAAGAAGACUACGGCCUCGCCAAACGCUCUAUGGCGAUCUAUGAGCGUGCUACACAGGCAGUCAACGCGGAGGAUAAGUUUGAGAUGUUCACUAUCUACAUCGCCAAAGCGACGGCCAACUUCGGUCUUCCAGCCACGAGGCCGAUCUAUGAGCGAGCCCUGGAGGUGUUGCUGGACAGGCAAACGGCCGAGAUGUGCUUGCGAUUUGCUGCCCUCGAACGCAAACUGGGCGAAAUCGACAGAGCCCGUGCGAUCUACGCACAUGCAUCUCAAUUUUGCGAUCCCCGCGUCAACCCUCGCUUCUGGAGCGAAUGGAACACCUUCGAGAUCGAGACAGGCUCGGAGGACACUUUCCGAGAAAUGUUGCGCAUCAAACGGAGCGUUCAGGCGCAAUUCAACACGGAGGCCAGCUAUCUGGCUGCACAGACCACCAGCGCGAGAGAAGGGACGAGGCAGGCGGAGGAGGCCUCCGAGGCGCCAGAUGCCAUGGCUGCUGCAGAGAAGCAGACGUACGGCGGUGCAUUCGUUGCUGCAAAGGCUACUGGCAAUGGUGUUCCUGCAAACGGCGAAGAGGCCGCUGCGCCCCCUCAAGCAAGCAACGCGGACGAAAUUCAUAUAUCUGACGACGAAGAUAUGUGA
Molecule: messenger RNA, 2793 nt
Organism: Cyclocybe aegerita
Lineage: Eukaryota; Fungi; Basidiomycota; Agaricomycetes; Agaricales; Hemipholiotaceae
Source: the annotation of a GenBank genome assembly